GCACUAAAUGCUUGACACAUACAGUAGCUUGAGUAGAGUUUGUCACCUAGUUGUUGUCACUGCUGUUAAACAUUUUAGGUUGGUCUACAUUUGCCUGCACAUUUAAACUGGAGUUGAAUGAUUCUUCUGUCCAUAUCCUGAACAUCCAAGAAUCUGGAGGCACAGGUUGAGCAUCCACGACCAUGGUGAACCAGGACCCCACCAACCCCUCCCAUGUCCUCUUUGACCAGUUUGUCCAGACCCAGACCUGUAAGGAGGUGCAGCGUACCUUCUCAGAGCUCUGCCACCACCUAGAAUUGGACCCCCAGGACUACCAGAGUUUCUACACCAAGCUCAAGGAGAGGCUCAACUACUGGAAGGCCAAAGCCCUCUGGAUCAAGCUGGACAAGCGGGCCCAACACCAAGACUACCAGCAGGGCAAAGUCUGUGCCAAAACCAAGUGCCUGGUGCUGGGUGCAGGGCCGUGCGGGCUGAGGACAGCCAUAGAGCUGGCUCUGCUGGGGGCUCAGGUGGUGGUACUGGAGAAGAGGGACUCUUUUUCCCGGAAUAACGUGCUGCACCUCUGGCCUUACACCAUCUGUGACCUGCGUGGGCUGGCUGCCAAGAAGUUCUAUGGCAAAUUCUGCACUGGGGCUCUGGAUCACAUCAGCAUCCGUCAGCUCCAGCUGAUACUGCUGAAGGUGUCUCUCCUCCUGGGGGUGGAGGUUAACACUGGGGUGGAAUUCAAAGGCUUCGUGGAGCCCUCAGAAGCCACGGGCUGGAUGGCCAAGCUGUUUCCUGACGAUCACCCUGCUGGGAAGUUCCAAUUUGAUGUCUUCAUCUCUGCAGGAGGAGGGCGCUUUGUCCCUGAUGGCUUCAGGUGGAAGGAGCUGCGAGGAAAGCUGGCCAUCGGCAUCACAUGUAACUUCAUCAACCAUCACUCAGCAGCCGAGGCCCAGGUGGCAGAGAUCAGUGGUGUGGCCCGCAUCUACAACCAGAAGUUCUUCCAGGACCUGCUCACAGAGGAAGGUAUUGAUCUGGAGAACAUAGUCUACUAUAAAGACGCCACCCACUACUUUGUCAUGACUGCCAAGAAGAAGAGCCUGUUAAAGAUGGGGGUCAUUAAACAGGACUUCAGUGACGCCAAUCAGCUCCUGGGCCAGGCCAACGUGGACCAGGACGCCUUGUUGCGUUACGCCCACGGCGCUGCCCACUUCUCCACAGGCCGCCGCCUGCCCAACAUGCAGUUUGCCCUGAACCACGCUGGCCAGCCUGACGUGGCCAUGUUUGACUUCACCUGUAUGCACCGUGCUGAGAACGCCUCGCUGGUCAGGGAGAGGAAAGGAAAGAAACUACUCAUAGGCCUGGUCGGAGACUGCCUGGUGGAGCCGUUCUGGCCUCUGGGAACAGGUAUUGCCCGUGGGUUUCUGGCUGCCUUCGACACAGCGUGGAUGGUCAGGAGCUGGGGCAAGGGAAAACCACACCUGGAAGUCGUUGCUGAACGGGAGAGUAUCUACCAGCUCCUGUCCCAGACCACGCCAGAGAACAUCAGUAAAAACUACAGUGCCUUUAGCAUAGACCCGGCUACACGCUACCAGCACGUCAACCUCAACUCCAUCAAGGCCAACCAGUUGCAACAUCUGUAUGAUGUUGAAGACCAUAUUGAUUUGGGUCGACCAACCAAGAAGCAGAAAGGCAGGUUGUCUCACCUGCGACAAGAUUCGGUUGGAGCUUUUGAGGAGCUGUUGAAGUGGUGCCAGCAGCACACGGCAGGGUACGACAGGGUGAAGGUGAAGGAUCUGACCCAGUCCUGGAGGUCUGGCCUGGCCUUGUGUGCCCUCAUCAACACCUUCAGACCCCAUCUUAUUGACAUGUCCUCUCUGAAGGAGUCUGAUUCGGUCCACAACAACCAGCUGGCCUUCAGCCUCCUGGAGGAAGAGCUGGGCAUCCCUCCCAUCAUAUCAGCCAGUGACAUGGCCACCAAGGAACAGAUAGACAAGCUCUCCAUGGUGCUCUACCUCACACAGAUCCACGAUGCCUUCAACGAAAGGACGCCCACUAGAGCAGAACCCCCGAGCCUUCUCCUGACACCGUCGAAGACCCUGUCAUUUCAGGCUGUGUUCUUCCUCAACAAGCUCAAGCACAACUCUCUGCAAAGACGCAAGGAGAGACUGGCAGCCGAGACAGAAGAAAAAGAUAAAAAGAUGAGGAUGGGAGAUGAGGAAGAUCCUGUAGCCCCUCUCUCAGCCCCUGAGGUGACCCCUGACCCUGAACUAAGCCCGACGUCAAUGAACAAUGAGGAGUGUUACUUCUGCGGCCAGCGGGUCUAUGUGCUGGAAAGGAUCAGCACCGAGGGCAAGUUCUUCCACCGUAGCUGCUUCACCUGCCAGCAGUGUGGCACCACCCUCAGACUUGGCAGAUAUACAUUUAACCAGCACACGGGGAAGUUCUACUGUGAGCUGCACUCUGAACAGCUAGAGAUAGAGAACAAGGAACAAUCCCCAUCCGUUAAGGAUACCAUCGGAGGUCACGAGAAGGAGAGAGGUGUGAAUUCUAUCUCCAGUGAAGACCCCUCACCUUGUCCCUCUGAGGACGCUGAGUACUAUCUAGACUCGGGUCCUCCUAAACCCAUGGAGCCUCUGCAUCCUCCGAGUCAGGAAGACCCCAGUAGCAAACAGCUUAACCCUGUAGAGGAGCACCCUGUCUCACCAAAACCACCCAUAGACGUUUUCACAAAGAAUGAUUUUGAGGACUGUGAGGUGGAGGAAGAGGGGGGUGAGGAUGCCCCCUCGGAUUCUCUGACCCCUGUCCCAAAACCUCGACACUCUCGCUCGUCAAUCCCAAGCCCUCAGGCCUCCCCUCCUGUACCCAAACCACGCACCGUCCUCCUCACCCCAAAAGGGGACAUGUCACCAGCCCAUGUAGGGGAGAAGGGGUCCCCCAGGGCAGAAAGAGAAAAAGGGACUCCCAAGGCAGCCCCUGACUCCAGGCCGAAGCCAUCCCUGCGGAAGCUGCAGCUGACCGACGAGGAGAAGAACCACCUAGUUAACUUGAGCUUCAGCCUGGACUCUGACUCUGAGACACCCGGUUCUUCCUCCUGCUCCUCUUCCUCAGCCACAGCAGGGGGUCCCUGCCCACCCAAACCCCCAGGUGCAGACGGCCAGGAGGAGGAGGGCUACUGGAGUGGGGGCCCUGGGUCGGGGGGACACAUACGGGAGCACAGGAACCGCCGCUGCUUCAGGAGGAAAGAGGAACCAGCGGAGGGCAAGGGUCAGCACGCCAGGGUCCGCUCCAAGUUCUCCCCAUGGAACUUGUCCUCCCCUCGGCUGGGGAGGGACCAACGCUUCAGCGUCCUCAACAGCCACCCAGAAGUACACCAUGGCCACAGUGUAUCUGAGGAAGAUUGUGCUGAUGAUGAUGACGAAGAGGAGGAUGAGUUGGAUAUGUUUGCACCAGAUGGCUUGGAUUUAUAUGAUGAUAAGUUCCAGACCAUCCCUUCAUACCCUGUGGAGGCAGAGAAACUGGAGCUGUUGAAGAUGAGGACGUUGGAUCGACGGGCCAAGACGUGUGAGAUGCAGCGCUUCCACAAAGCACAGUCUAUUCAGAGACGCCUGGAGGAGAUUGAGGUGACGUUUAAAGAGCUGGAGGAUAAAGGUGUGGUGUUGGAGCAGGUACUCCGAGGAGAGGAAGGCAGUGGCGGUUCCCCUGAGAUGAUCGACCAGUGGAUCCAUCUGGUCCACCAGAAGAACGCCUUGGUCUCUGAGGAGUCAGACCUCAUGGUGGCGUCUCGACAGCUGGAGUUGGAGGACAAACAGAGCAUGCUGGAGAUGGAGCUCAGACAAUACAUGGAGCUGGAUGACUCUGAGAAGACGGCGGAGCAGCAGGCAGAAGAGGACCGUGUGCUACAGGAGAUGCUGGAGGUGGUUGACAUGAGGAACUCUCUGGUGUCCUUCCUGGACGAGAAGCGACUCAAGGAGAUCGAGAGUGACAAGCAGCAGGCCACCUCGCUGCUAGAGGCCAAGAGACACUCCACAGCCUCAGCAGGGGCACAGGUGCACUGGGCGUGAGGGUGACACACCUACAUACAUAUAUAUAUAUCUGCUAAAAUGAAGGAAACACUUGAGUAAAUGAGGGAUGCAAAGUAUAUUGAAAGCAGGUGCGUGGUUCUUUAGUUAAUUAAGCAAUUAACAUCCCAUCAUGCUUAGUGUCAUGCAUAAAAAUGCCCAGUUGCCCAUUAUUUUGGCUACCAUGGCUAGAAGAGAUCUCCGUGACUUUGAUAGAGGAGUCUCAAAGGAGCCUAGGGGGUUUAAAGUGUGUGUCUGUCACCAGAUCUCAACCCAAUUGAACACUUCUGGAGCGGUGCCUGAGACUGUUUUCCAUCAACAAAACACUAAAUGAUGGAAUUUCUCGUAUAGUAGUUUCUCGUAUAAUAGUUCCAGACACUUGUAGAAUCUAUGCCAAGGCGCAUUGAAAUUGUUCUGGCUCGUGGUGGCCCAACGCCAUAUUAAGACACUUAUGAUGGUGUUUCCUUUAUUUUGGCAGUACAUGCCUACAUAUGUACAGGUAUACAUACACACUUAAAUGUAUUUAAAGAGAAUAUUGCUGCUUACAGACGCACACGCAUGAUCUUACAUUUGCAAAGCCAAAGAUGUAUUGGUGAAGGUAUUUCUUCAGAAGUGUUGUGCUCUGUGUUGAGCCGCAGUGUACUGUCCGACUCCAGAUGUAUAACACAGAAACUGGUCUAGAAAUAUGUGGCUUACAAUCUGGAUGCAUCCAGGCCUUCCUGGCCUGUUCCCACUGGUCAUACAUCUCCAGUGAAGGCAGUCCUGCCCCAGCAGCAGCCCCAGAAUAAAGAGACCCCCACAGCCAGCUGAACUCGCACCAACCUGACUAACUGCUGACUGCAGUACAAAGCCAAGGAGUUGAACGGUCACAGGUUCUUAACACAGGGUUAAUAUAUUCUGUGGGUUGGACAGUGUUGUGUAAAAUGCCUUUUUGUUGUUGUUGUUGUGUAACCCUGGAUGAGUGAGUUCUGCUAAGCACCACGGUAAUGUCCCAAUUCUACUUUUGUAUACUGUAUAAAUUGACAUAAUUAGAUAUAUUACAACAAUUUGUUGUUUGAGAAUUGCGUGGUCCAUAACAAUUCAAUAUUAUUAAAGAUGUUAAAUAUUAGAUUAUUUACUAGUAUUUCAAAUUAAAGUUAAUCCUUUUUUUUUUUUUUUUUUGCACUUUCAGUGACUCAUGUUGUGGAUUGUUUUGCAUGUUACAUUUAUAGUUAAUGUUUAGUCUCAGGGGUUAACCAGUGCACUCCUCUAGGAAUCGUUGUUUGAUGGAGGUCACUAAUUGGAUGUGUAAGGCUGCUAAGGCUGCAAUACACAGGCAGCCCAAUUUGAAUUGUUAUUUUGACCACUCACAGCAGAUCUGAUUGGUCGAAAGACCAAUUGGUGAAGAAUAAGAUCAAAAUUGGGCGGCCUGUCUAAAUGCAGCUUUUAGUGUAUGGGUGAAAUACAUUCUGAAGUGACAGGCUACUUUCUGACACUAUAUUUAUCAUUUGCUAAUCUCUAAGUAUAAUAGUAUAGCCAAGGGUAAAUGUUGUUAGUCAGACCCAGCCUUAUGUAUCCUCCAGUAUUGAAUGCCUCCGUUGUGCUGCCGGGACAGUACUUUGCAGAAUAUAAAAUAAAGACCCUGCACUGUCAUCUAAUUUUAUGACUUUUAAGGACAUCCUCAUAUAUACGUAUUGGAUUUUUUUUGGUGUAAGUCUUGUCCCAUGUUGUUUUGAUGCUGUUCCUAAUGGUUACCACUAGAGAGCAUACCUACCCUGUUUGGCUGCAUUGCAUUAGUGGAAACCAAGACUUUGGUCAUGGCAGACCUGAUUGUAGUAAGAUAUUUUAGUUGUGACCGGGACAAUUUUAACUAACCCUCUUCCUAACCUUAACCUCAUUCUCCUAACCUGUUACGAAAAGUUGCUUCUGCUAGUCAAAACCGACACAUCUGCCCUAAAAAUAGUAUUGGUUUCCACUGUGAUACAGCCCAUGUUUAACAGAGUUAAUAGACACAUGAUUCACGUGACUUCACAAAUUGCCCGUGAACUGCAAUAGGUUCAGCAAGUGUUUAAUUGUAAUCUAUUUUAUUCUGCACAGGAUUGACUAAAUAAAUACUCAGAAUAAAGAAGUAGUCUUGUUUCACUGCAAAUUGAACUUGCUCAGUGAUGCCUGCUAGCAAUGCAAAACAACUAUAUAUCUAGCCUCUUGGAAAUAACCUGAAUAUAAUUCUGAAAGUAAUAAAAUACACAGUGAUGUGUUUGCAAUUUC
This is a messenger RNA of Oncorhynchus nerka (sockeye salmon), 6290 nucleotides long. RefSeq names its product F-actin-monooxygenase mical1-like. Gene Ontology annotation, molecular function: FAD binding; protein binding. The transcript has 25 exons. Bases 183 to 4046 code for a protein of 1287 amino acids. The record is from RefSeq and is a predicted model, not a curated record. NCBI's taxonomy places the organism in Eukaryota, Metazoa, Chordata, Actinopteri, Salmoniformes, Salmonidae.